AUGGCCGUCGACGAUCUCAUAGGGACGCUCUCCGAUGCGGACGAUAUUUCGGAUGAAGAGUCCGAGGAGAUCGUUGAAGUCGCACCAAAAGGAACAAAACGCAAACGAGAAACAAAAGAGCAGGGUUCCGUGAAGAAGCAGAAGGAAGAUAAAGAUGAGGACUUGGACUCGGAGUUUGAAUUUGAGAAUGAGGCAGGACCUGCGGAGCUGGACGAUUUAGAUGCCUGGGCGAGUGCUGGAAAUACUUACGAUCGGAUAUCUGAGAUUGUGUCGCGGAGGAAACCACGACAACCGGAGCCUGUGGAGGAUGAUUCAGAUGCUGAAGAUGGGGCUGCCGAAUCUGAAAGUGAGGCUGAGGAUGGGAUACCUUCGGAUGAUGGAAGUAGCGACGAGGACGGAGAAGAGUUCCAUACUGCUAUCGACGGCCUUGGUGAAGAGGAGGAAAGUGCAGAAGAAGAGGACGGAGAGGAUGACGAAGAGGACGAUGAAGAGGAUGAUGAAGUAGCUGCUGCUGUGCCACACCCCGACGAUGUGGCACAAGAGUCUGGAUCUGAUGAUGGAGAGGAUGCCAUCGAAGAAGAAAAGCGCAAUGCGUUCUUCGCAACGGACAACAAGAAAUCGACACCUGGUGCAACGGCGUUUCACACAAUGAAUUUGUCUCGUCCGAUCCUGAAGGGUCUUGCAUCAGUAGGAUUUGACAAGCCGACUCCUAUCCAAGCAAAGACCAUACCGGUCGCUUUGGAAGGUAAGGAUCUUGUUGGAGGGGCUGUCACUGGUUCUGGCAAGACGGCAGCUUUCCUCAUUCCAAUUCUGGAACGUCUCUUGUUCCGCCCAAAGCGUACUGCCACAACCAGAGUGGCUAUUCUUAUGCCGACAAGAGAGCUGGCACUACAAUGUUUCAAUGUCGCAAAGAAGCUUGCGGCUUUCACGGACAUCACUUUCGGGCAAGCCAUUGGUGGCCUAAACUCUCGCGAGCAGGAGAAGCAGUUGAAGCUUCGACCGGACAUUGUGAUCGCAACGCCUGGACGGUUCAUCGAUCUCGAGCGCAACUCAGCGUCGUUCGUGGUCAACACUGUCGAAAUUCUGGUGUUGGACGAGGCCGAUCGAAUGCUGGAAGAGGGGUUCGCCGACGAAUUGAACGAGAUCCUGGGCAAGAUUCCCAAGUCAAGGCAGACGAUGCUGUUCUCUGCUACCAUGACAUCGAAAGUCGACGACUUGAUUCGAGUGGGCUUGCAGCGCCCAGUCCGACUGAUGGUGGACGCUCAGAAGCAGACUGUGUCAGGGCUUGUGCAAGAGUUUGUCCGUCUGAGACCUGGCCGAGAGGGGAAGCGACUGGGUUAUCUAAUGCAUCUGUGCGAGAAGGUCUACACGGAUCGAGUGAUCGUCUUCUUCCGACAGAAAAAAGAGGCACAUCGUGUUCGCGUCAUUUUCGCACUCUGCGGCUUGAACGCAGCCGAAUUGCAUGGUAGCAUGUCCCAAGAGCAGCGCAUGAACUCUAUCGAGACGUUCAGGUCAGGCAAAGCUUCGUACCUACUCGCAACGGACCUCGCAUCUCGUGGUCUUGAUAUCAAGGGCAUCGACACUGUCAUCAACUAUGAGGCACCGCAAUCACACGAGAUAUACCUGCAUCGUGUUGGACGUACCGCCCGUGCUGGUCGAUCUGGACGUGCAUGUACCCUGGCUGCUGAACCUGAUCGAAAGGUUGUCAAAGCCGCUGUGAAGAGCGGAAAGGCACAGGGAGCGGAGAUCCGUCAAAGAACUAUCGACCCACAAGAUGUCGAAGCUUGGCAAACUCGUGUCGACGCCAUGGAAGAGGAAAUCGAGGAUGUACUGCGCGAGGAGAAGGAGGACCGAGCCAUGCAACAGGUCGACCGCGAGCUCACACGGGCCGACAACAUCGUGAAGUUUGAAGACGAGAUCAAGUCGCGACCGAAGAAGACUUGGUUCGAGAGUGAGAAAGACAAGCAGGCUGCUAAGGAUAAGGGGCGUACCGUGCUGAAUGGACCAAGUGACGCACCGGUAAAUCGUAAGGAGAAGCGCAAGUUGAGCAACAAGGAGAAGAAAGCGUUGCAGACUAAGGACGACCGUCAGUCUGGCAUGGAGUGGAAGAAGAGUAAGCACAGUACAAUCGCUGGAAAAGCGAAGAGUGCUGUGCCGAAGAAGAAGGCGAAAGGCGGAAAACCAAAACCAAAGGGGAAGAAGUGA
Zasmidium cellare ATCC 36951 is the source of this 2205-nucleotide messenger RNA. RefSeq lists its product as uncharacterized. Gene Ontology annotation, molecular function: RNA helicase activity; nucleic acid binding; ATP binding. NCBI's taxonomy places the organism in Eukaryota, Fungi, Ascomycota, Dothideomycetes, Mycosphaerellales, Mycosphaerellaceae. The record is from RefSeq and is a predicted model, not a curated record. The transcript has a single exon. The coding region runs from base 1 to 2205 and encodes 734 amino acids.